AUGGGGCAGGGAUGGUCCCAUAAACGCAUGCCCAGCGGUGGAGACUUUUACGGGGGACCAAUUUACGCGACCAGCCUAAGCCACGAUCGACAGACAGAAGUACGUGUAAGCGGAGACUCCGACACAGUGCAGAUUGGCCCACGCGCGCAACUACCAUAUCUGGACAUGCCUCCGUGUCGCAAGCAAGAUUUUUUUCGACAGUUAGGUCUGGUAGUAAAGACCCGAGGCAGCCGUAUUACGCAAAAUGCGGAAAUUGUAAUCGCUGACUACUAUAGACUGGAUGGUAAGCGAUUUGUGCCGCGUAAUCAUGGACAGGGUUUGCAGCCCACAAAUUGGCAUGGACUGAAAGGUCCAGCGGAGGCAAGCUGUGGCUUACGCGUCGGAGAUACACUUUAUGCCAUCAACCACCGACUGGUAAUGAACAAAUCGAAAGGACAGAUUCUGAGGCAGAUCAACUCGUUGCUCGAGAAGGGUGAUGGUUCGAUUGUGGUUCUUACAUGGAAGCAUACGGAUGAGAUUGAGAUCGUUUCGUGGGAGAAUGAGCUUUGCAUGCCACCUCCUGAGGGCGUCUUUACACAAUUGGAUAAUGAGUGGGGGCCUGCCCGGCCUAGCAAGAUCUCCUCUGUCUCCAUUUAG
This is a messenger RNA of Plasmopara halstedii, 636 nucleotides long. RefSeq names its product PDZ domain. NCBI's taxonomy places the organism in Eukaryota, Oomycota, Peronosporomycetes, Peronosporales, Peronosporaceae. The record is from RefSeq and is a predicted model, not a curated record. Gene Ontology annotation, molecular function: protein binding. Bases 1 to 636 code for a protein of 211 amino acids. The transcript has a single exon.